GAUCCAGAACUGCAGGUUCCCCUCUUUAUCGUGUUCACCCUCAUCUACCUCAUCACUCUGGUUGGAAACCUGGGGAUAAUAGUGUUGAUUCUGUUGGACUCUCGUCUCCACACUCCCAUGUACUUUUUCCUCAGUAACCUGUCUCUGGUGGACCUUUGUUACUCUACAGCUGUCACUCCCAAGGUCAUGGCUGGAUUACUUAUAAGAGACAAGGUCAUCUCCUACAGUGCGUGUGCUGCUCAGAUGUUCUUUUUUGCAGCCUUUGCCACUGUGGAGAGUUACCUGUUGGCUUCAAUGGCCUAUGACCGCUAUGCAGCAGUGUGCAAACCCCUCCAUUACACCACCACCAUGACGACAGGUGUGUGUGCACGUCUGGCCAUAGGUUGCUACACCUGUGGUUUCCUGAAUGCCUCUAUCCACACUGGAGAAACGUUCAGACUCUCCUUUUGUAUGUCCAAUGUGAUUCAUCAUUUUUUCUGUGAUGUUCCUGCAGUCAUGGUUCUUUCUUGCUCUGAUAGACGUGUCAGUGAGCUGGUUCUUGUUUAUGUAGUGGGCUUCAACAGCUUUUUUGCUCUCACGGUCAUCUUGAUUUCCUACAUAUUCAUAUUUAUCACCAUCCUAAAGAUGCACUCAUCUACAGGAUAUCAGAAGGCUUUAUCUACCUGUGCUUCUCACCUCUCUGCAGUCUCCAUCUUCUAUGGGACACUCAUUUUUAUGUACUUACAGCCCAGUUCCAGCCAUUCCAUGGACACAGACAAAAUGGCAUCUGUGUUCUACACCAUGGUCAUCCCCAUGCUGAACCCUGUGGUCUAUAGCCUGAGGAACAAAGAGGUUAAGAAUGCAUUCAUGAAGGUCGUUUCAGAGGCAAAAUUAUCUUUAAGAUUGUGA
Molecule: messenger RNA, 888 nt
Organism: Puma concolor (puma)
Lineage: Eukaryota; Metazoa; Chordata; Mammalia; Carnivora; Felidae
Product: olfactory receptor 5B3-like
Biological process (GO): G protein-coupled receptor signaling pathway
Cellular component (GO): membrane
Molecular function (GO): G protein-coupled receptor activity; olfactory receptor activity
Source: RefSeq, a predicted model, not a curated record